AAAGAUGCCAUUUUCAUUCAACAUACUGAAAGGAUUCUCUACAUUGCACGUGGAUUAUAAAACAUUCACCAGGCAAUUAAGCGUUUUUCAUUUUUCGUUUCACUUUUUUUCAGUCUCUUGUAUUUAUAAUUAAAUAUAAUUAUUUCGUUAUUUGGGAAGCACAUUAAUUAUACAUUUUAUUUCGUAUUUCUCAUAGAUUUGACAUCAGGAAUGAGUAUAGAAAUUCCUGAAGGAUUGACGGAGCUGUUGCAGAGCUUUACCGUGGAAGUGUUACGGAAUCAGCCGGGAGAUUUGCUCGAGUUCGCGUUGCAGUAUUUCACCCAACUGAAGGACAGUGAGACUACCGGGGCCGCGUUCGGCAAUGACCAACAUUCGGCUUCGCGACCCAGUGGGAAAGCGGUCAAUUUCAUCGACGAAGCCAUGCAGAUCGAUUCUGAAAAUGGAGAGGAAGAGGAGAGUGACGAAGAGGAAUUCAUUGCUCCAGUGAUGAGUCGAUUCAUUAGAAGAGCAUCAGUUUGUGCCGAGGCGUUCAACCCCGAUGAAGACGAGGAAGACAAAGAACAGAGGGUCACCCAUCCGAAAACAGACGAACAGAGACAGAGACUACAGGAGGCUUGCAGAGACAUUCUGCUGUUCAAAAACCUGGACCCGGAACAAUUUUCCCAAGUACUGGACGCCAUGUUUGAGAAGUUCCUUGAGGUAGGAGAACACAUCAUUGAUGAAGACGACGAUGGCGACAACUUCUAUGUCAUUGAAAGAGGGACCUUUGACAUCUAUAUGAGGGUUGAUGGUGUAGAGAAGACUGUGGGAGCCUAUGAUAACAAGGGGAGCUUUGGGGAGCUGGCCCUGAUGUACAACACCCCCAGGGCUGCUACCAUCAUCUCCACCUCGCCCGGAGCCCUCUGGUGCCUGGAUCGUCUGACAUUCAGGAGGAUCAUAGUGAAGAACAACGCGUUGAAGAGGAGACUGUACGAGGAGUUCAUUGAAUCACUCCCACUGUUAACAUCAUUAGAGCUUUCAGAGAGAAUGAAGGUGGUGGAUGUGUUGUCUUCUAGAGCCUUCUGCGAUGGAGAACAGAUUAUCUCUCAGGGUGAUCUAGCAGAUUGUUUUUAUAUAGUUGAAUCUGGUCAAGUUAGAAUCACCAUGAAGAGAACCAGGACGAAAAAGGACCAAGAGGACGUGGAUAUAGCUACAUGCUCCAGGGGACAGUACUUUGGAGAACUGGCCCUCGUCACCAACAAACCCAGAGCUGCUUCAGCGUAUGCUGUGGGAAGUGUCAAGUGUUUAGUUAUGGACGUGCAGGCGUUUGAGAGGUUGCUGGGCCCCUGCAUGGACAUCAUGAAGAGAAACAUUGCAAAUUACGAAGAGCAGCUGGUUACUCUGUUUGAAUGUAGCACCACUGACAUUGAGGAGAUAAACCCAUGAAAACCAGAAGGGGAAAAAGACAGUGAGAUGCAUGAUGACGAUGUCAUAAAUUGGUUAGUGGGAAGUGGAAAAAGUAUUGUCACUUGGUGUGUAACUUUUCCAUAUCUACCUUUGUCAAGUAUUGUUUUCUUUCACAAAAUAGGAAACACGGUAUGUUAGAUAGGUACAGGAUCGAUUACAGAUAAAAUGCAAUGGUUUUUGAAGGAUCGUUGACUUGGGAGUCAUAUUUUUUAUUGAAGCAAAGAUAUCUGUGUUAUUCCAAAAUGUAAAUGUUCAUAUGUUCUGUCCUCACAACUUUCCCUUUUUGGAUUAUUUUAUAUUAUAUUUUACAAAUGUACAUUUUAUUGAUUUUAUCAAAGACAUUUUAAGUCACUUGUUUUGUAUAUUAUUGAUCACUAUUAUGUUAUGUAAAAUAUAAAUUGGCCUUUUCAGA
This is a messenger RNA of Oncorhynchus gorbuscha (pink salmon), 1858 nucleotides long. RefSeq names its product cAMP-dependent protein kinase type II-beta regulatory subunit-like. The record is from RefSeq and is a predicted model, not a curated record. Bases 211 to 1425 code for a protein of 404 amino acids. Gene Ontology annotation, molecular function: cAMP-dependent protein kinase regulator activity. Gene Ontology annotation, cellular component: cAMP-dependent protein kinase complex. Lineage: Eukaryota; Metazoa; Chordata; Actinopteri; Salmoniformes; Salmonidae. Gene Ontology annotation, biological process: regulation of protein phosphorylation. The transcript has 11 exons.